Messenger RNA from Seriola aureovittata, 6716 nucleotides. Its product is annotated as G-protein coupled receptor 4-like. The transcript is spliced from 2 exons. The coding region runs from base 4762 to 5673 and encodes 303 amino acids. NCBI's taxonomy places the organism in Eukaryota, Metazoa, Chordata, Actinopteri, Carangiformes, Carangidae. Gene Ontology annotation, molecular function: G protein-coupled receptor activity. Gene Ontology annotation, biological process: phospholipase C-activating G protein-coupled receptor signaling pathway; positive regulation of Rho protein signal transduction. The record is from RefSeq and is a predicted model, not a curated record. Gene Ontology annotation, cellular component: membrane.
UGACUUUUUAUACCUUAAUAUAGUAAGGCAUAAAAACCUCAAAAAACGUCAUAGUAUAGUAUGGCAUAAAAAGUCAUAGUAUCGUAUGCAUAAAAAGUCAUAGCAUAGUAAGGCAUAAAAAGUCAUAAAAACGACAUAGUAUAGUAAGGCAUAAAAACCUCAAAAAACGUCAUAGUAUAGUAUGGCAUAAAAAGUCAUAAAAACGUCAUAGUAUAAUAAGGCAUAAAAAGUCAUAAAAAUGACAAAGUAUAGUAAGGCAUAAAAAGUCAUUGUAUAGUAAGGCAUAAAAAGUCAUACUAUAGUAAGGCAUUAAAAGUCAUAGUAUAGUAAGGCAUAAAAAGUCAUAAAAAAAGUCAUAGUAUAGUAAGUCAUAAAAAGUCAUAGUAUAGUAAGGCAUAAAAAGUCAUAAAAAGGACAUAGUAUAGUAAGGCAUAAAAACGUCAUAAAAACAUCAUAGUAUAAUAAGGCAUAAAAAGUCAUAAAAACUACAUAGUAUAGUAAGGCAUAAAAACCUCAAAAAACGUCAUAGUAUAGUAUGGCAUAAAAAGUCAUAAAAACGUCAUAGUAUAAUAAGGCAUAAAAAGUCAUAAAUACGACAUAGUAUAGUAAGGCAUAAAAAGUCAUAGUAUAGCAAGGCAUAAAAAGUCAUAAAAACGACAUAGUAUAGUAAGGCAUAAAAACGUCAUAAAAACAUCAAAGUAUAGUAAGGCAUAAAAAGUCACAGUAUAGUAAGGCAUAAAAAGUCAUUAAAAAGUCAUUGUAUAGUAAGUCAUAAAAAGUCAUUGUAUAGUAAGUCAUAAAAAGUCAUACUAUAGUUAGGCAUAAAAAGUCAUAGUAUAGUAAGGCAUAAAAAGUUAUAAAAAUGUCAUAGUAUAGUAAGGCAUAAAAUGUCAUAAUAUAUUAAGUCAUGAAAACCUCAAAAAACGUCAUAGUACCUUAAGGUAUAAAAUUAAUUAAAAACGUUAUAGUAUAGCAAGGCAUAGGAUAUAAUAAAAACGGCAUAGUAUACUAAGGCAUAAGUACGUCAUAGCAUAGGAAGGCAUAAAAACCUCAAAAAACGUCAUAGUAUAGUAAGGCAUAAAAUGUGAUAAAAACAUCAUAGUAUUGUAAGGCUUAAAAUGUCAUAGUGUAUCAAGGGACAAAAAACCCUCAAAAAUCAUCACCAUAUAAUGAUGCAUAAAAUGACAUACAAAUGUCAUAGUAUAUUAAGCCAUAAAAACAUCAUAGUGUACUAAGGCAUAAAGACCUCAAGAAACAUUAUGGUAUAGUAAGGCAUAAAUUGUCAUAAAAACAGCAUAGUAUACUAAGGAAAACAUCACGUAUAAUAAGGCAUAAAAUGUCACAAAAAUGUUAGUAUAAUAAUAGUAUAGUACCUCAAAAAAUAUAUCAAUGUCAUAAGGCAUAAAAUGUCAUAAAACAUCAUACUAUAAUAAGGCAUAAAAACUUCAAAAAACAUCAUAGUAUAGUAAGGCUUAAAAAUCUCAAAAAACCUCAUAGUAAAGUAUGAAAUGUCAUAAAGACGGCAUAGAUUAGUAAGGCAUAAAAACCUCAAAAAAAGUCAUAGUAUACUAAGGCAUAAAAUUUAUUAAAAAUGUUAUAGUAUAGUAAGGCAUAAAAUAUAACAAAAAUGGCACAGUAUACCAAGGCAGGAGAAUGUCAUAGCAUAGGAAGGCAUAAAAACCUCAGGUUUCCUACACAUCCUCAUGAGGCUCCCUUCACAUCCAAAAAAACUAAAUCCUGUUUUAUAUUUUCAGAAUAAAACAUUUUGACCAGUAUCCACAAAUAUUACAUCUUUAUUUGCAUUUCAUUUAAAUUUAUCUCACGCCAGGUGUUCUUCUGCAAAGUCUGUUUCACUCUAAUGGUACCCAUUAAAAUCAUUAUCGUUCUGUUGUCAUAGCUUUGGUGAAGUUUGUUCUGUCAGACUCGUGGUUGUGCACAGAAUGUUUUUAUUUCAAGAAUGCAUAAUGUGCCUGAGAGGCCCAGCUUCUCAUUUGCUCAAGUUACACAAUCUCCAGUGAGACGUAUAGAAUAAUCACAAUUUGUUUUGUCUUUGACUCGCGUCUUCUAACAUUAACCUGUCCAGUUUCUCUUCAUAUUUACUUUUAAGUAGGCAUCAGAAACACUCAUUUAAUUUCACAUUCUAUAUCACACAUACAGUACAAUGUUGAUCAGCAUGUUAAUCUUCAUUGCACCUGUAUAAUGUUUACAGUUACUGAUAUAUUCAAACCCAAGACUCUCUUCUUUAUGUCAGCACCAUUCCAGCAAACGAACAUAAUUUAAAUGUCUUGUGCAUCAGCCCAACUUUGGGAUCUCCACUAGAAUGUAAAAUAAACCUUCUGUAAGUUUGAAUAAUGUCUGACUGUACAGCACGAGCCUGAAUAACUUAAGGUAUAAGGGAUGCUGCCAUGUAUCACCUUAUUUCCAAUAUUGAUGUCAAACAUUUAUCCAUUUGGGGGAAAAACUGUUACUUUCAACAGCCUUUUAGAACAACUUGUUGCUUAACUCAGAGAAAGACUGAGAAAACACUGUAUUUGAUAUUUUUUUUACAUGUUUUAAUAAGUUCUAUUUUAUUUGCAGAUUUUAUUUGCAGAUUACAUCAAAGAGUAGAUAUGCCCAUACAUUCAUUUUAAUUCAUCAAGUCAUUAUGAUAAGCUAAUCAACAGGAGGUACAGGCAUUGUAAUCAGAAAAUAUGCACAGUUCUUGCUUGUUAUUACUAUAGUUAUGUUUUAGGUUAUCUCCAAAAUCAAUGACUUGGUCCAGAUAUGAUCAAAGAUAUCUCUACAUGUGACAUGGAUGUCUUUACUGUGGAAAUACUUCUUUACAGUGGUUAUGUACCUUCCUUCCCCAAAAUUGGCAAAUUGUGUUUUUCUCCAAAUAUUCAAAAGAUAAUUUCAUGAAUCUGUGGGUAAUUUAAGUGAAAAGACACAUUUAACAGUCAAGUCAAACAGUGUUCUUCACCAGGAGUCCCAGCAUUCAGAGAUGAAUACAGAUAGUGAUGGAUAUGGAUGGCCACACACAACCACCUGACAGAAACCAGACCAUGUCCUGCAUUUGAAUAGCCACAGUCACCUUCUCAUAACCAACUUAGCCUUGAUUUGACUUGAUACCAAGUAGCAAGUAGCAGUAAUCCCAAACCACAAACUACAAUAGAAAGCAACAGUCUUAUAUAUGUCUAUAUUUAAUCACCAUUGUGACUUUGCUCCUGAUUUAUUUGCCUGUUACAUUUGAUAUAAAGCUGGAUGUUUUAAGUUAGUGUAUCAUUAUCAUCUCCGUCUGUAUUGUGGAGAGUUCUGAAGCUCUAAACAGCAUAUUCACUGCAACUGGAGAGAGUUGACAUAGUCAACCAUUGAGAAAUAUUGAAUCUGGUUUCUUGGGUCUCAACUUGCUGUCUGUACCGUUUAACUUAAUCCCCUCAGUAAAUAAUAUAUAUAGAAUUUCAGUGGUUUCACCUAUGGAGGCCUUGAUAACACUGGAUCAUUAAUUUCCCAUAAUGCAACUUGAUAUAAUCUUUCAAUAGACCCUCUAUGUUAAGUGCCUUUGCCCUAAGUUUGUAGUGCAGGCUAACAUUAUAUUUGACAUCAAAUCUAAGAAAACAUAAAUACCCCCAAUGAGCUCUGGGUUACUUAUUCAUAGAUAAGUUCCUCCACAGUCAAGACAUUUUACAAAUGUUUUACAGGUUGAGUAGUGUUGACAAAUAAAGUGAUCAUGUGUAAAAUUGGGUAAUUGAAAAAUGUUACAAAACACACAGCACAAUUUCUGUAAGUGGGUGUUUGUCGCUUGUAUUCCCAAUAGGGUUUUAUUUUUAUUUCUCAGUCCGGGCACAUUAGUAACACCUUGCAUUAGAUUUCUCAUAAAUGCUUAACUUGCAUCACUUGUUUACUGAACAGUGUACAGUUGCAUCAGUGAGAUGAAGUGCUGCUGUAGUUAAAGUACCCAUAGGACCAGACCUGGGAUCAGUUUACCCUUUUACACCCUAACAUGAGUCAUAAUUGAGGGAAAAUGAAAAGUAACAACAACAACAACAACAACAACAACAACAACAACUCAGAAUAUUGCUUUGUGCAUGUGAAACACAUUCAUGCAUUCUUCCCAAAUGUGGAUUUAAAAGGCAAUUUAAUGAACACUACAGCCUUGGCAGUACUAUAUUCUGCACGUGGGUUGUUCUGCCCUGAAGGCAAAGACAGAGUCCCCUACACACAUUAAUUACUCAAAGACUAAGGCAAGAAAGUCAUUAUUAUUUGCCCUGGCAGCAUGUAUAACUCUACAUGGACUCAGUUUCAACCUAAACACGCCCCUUUGUAUGCAUCCAAUCACUGAAGACAUCUUGGCAUCUUUGCAUUACUGCCCAAUCACAGCUUCAGUCAGUCACCAUGUUGUUGAGCGAUAACCGACAUCCUUGAGACUGGCCCAAUCCAAAAAUGGCAUUAGUCCUUGUGGAUCGUUUUUAAAAGCCCUUAGUCCUGAUGAUCUGGUGCUACAUGCAGAGGAGUUUUGCAGUUGGUGAAGCACACCAGAACUGUUCGACACUGUGAAUCAUUUAAGGUAAGAUAAGCUGCGAUUUUUAGAUCACAAGCAAAGACAUACUGUAAUUGUCAUGAUUUCGAUGGUAGCGUUUGGACUAAACCAUUUAACUGGCAUUCUUUAGAGGUCAAACUGUGCAGAAAUAAAAUAUGGUUUCUUUAAAGUAACCCUUUACUCCACAUAAUUUUUUUCUCGUUCGCAGCUAGCCUCUUCGUCCAGCAUCAACCUUUUCCCCCGCAAUGUUCAACACUACGCAGAAUCCGCCCACCAACCUCUAUGUGAACUCUACUACUGUCAGUGGCCACCAUAUAACUCCACCAUGGUACCAGUUCCCAGUGUGUGCCGUGGCCCCUUAUGGCUUCAUUUUCUACUUUGGGGUCAAGGUGUUCAAUCUGGCUCUGGGGACUCCCUGUAACGUCCUGGUCAUCUGGCAGAUCGCCACUAAGAAGAGUGACGCCUCCACCUCUGACAUCUUCAUCUUCAACCUGGCCAUCCUGGACGCCUACUUCUGCCUGAUGACACCCAUAGAGAUGGCCAACCGGCUGCUGCUGGGUGACAGUCGUAUCUGGUACUUUCAGAGGUUCGCAUACGGGAUCAAAGAUGUAGCACCACUCUUUCUGGUGUGUAUUUGCCUGGACCGCUACAUUGCAGUGGUCCAUCCAGUAUUGUUCACUGGUAUCCGUGACAACAAGAUCCGCAUUGGCAUUUCUGUGGUGGUCUGGGGUCUCGUCCUGGCUUAUGGCCUCACCAAGUGCACCCUGGGAGUCAUGAGUGUCAACGAGGUCUUCAGCGGUGUGAUUCUCUUCGCCUUUGCGGUCAUGGUCUUCUGCAACAUCUCAGUCAUCUGGGUUCUCCGCCGCUCUGUGGCGGGAAAGGAGGAGAUGCAUCCGGUGAAGAAGAAGGCCUUUAAGAUGGUGCUGAUCAUCCUGGCCAUCAUCGUGGUCAACUACCUGCCGCCUGUGGCGCUCAUGCCCUUUGUGUCGUACUACUCGUUUGUGGCGUUUCGCUGCCAGAUCAGCAUCAGCGUGUUCUCCAUCAUGGACCUGAGCUGCAGCAUCGAGCCUCUUCUCUACAUUACAAAGAUGGAGCGUGUGGACGGCAGUUGCUGUGGGCGGAGUUUGUCUAAGCAGCCACAUGAUGCCAAGGUGUAAUCAAGCCACCUAUAUCUCCAAAAAUGUUAACUGACUGACAUCUGAUUUUUUAGCAUCUGUUUUUAUUAUGCAGAAGAUUAUUAUGCAUAAUUUUAUUUUCACCAAUAUAACAUACUAAUUGAGGUUAAAUCUCGUCAUGACUGAGAGCGCACACCCUGGAUAGCAAAGUGAAACUUCUGGCCCAACGCUAACGCUAACUGCAACUAAGUGUAGCAAAAGUGUAGUAAAAGUGUAGCAGUAACUGGUUGUGGAAUUCAGGUGAUUUACACUAUGUUUAAACACAUAUUUAAGUUAAUUAAUUUAUUACGUUACAAACAGUAAAAAUUUACCAGAAAGCUGAAACAUAUUUUGUUGGUAGAUUAUCUGAAAACAGAACACAGCAUCUGAUUAUUUUUUAUCAUUAGGGAGGUGUGACAGUGAAAAUAAUCAUCAUAAAAUGCAUAAAUUGAGGGUAUUGCAAGCUUUCUAUCUCUUACACAGUUUGCUGGGCAGCCUGUUAGAUAAAACGUAAGGAGCAACUCUCUUUUUUUUUUUACCUUGACCAGGAAGAUUUACUAUUGUGCAACCAGCAACUGGUUUCCAUUAAGUUCACACAACAUCCCCAGAGGAAAAAAAAAUCAUUAACUACAGUAACAGUAGAUAAGGCUGGAGGGUACUCCAAAAGAUCAAAUACAAAUAAUUUGUACCAAUGUAGAUUAUUCCUUGACGAGCCGAGUUUGUUCCUAUGGAAACCGGUAUAAAACCUCCUCUCAUUAACGCACCCAUACAUCUUUUUGUCCACUUUAAUGACAGCCUGGAGCAGUGCCUGGUUCACAGAGCAUUGAUUAAACACUAAGCCAGACAGUAAUUAAGCCUCAUAAUCAGAGACACGCUAUGGGACCAAUUAGCAGCUAUGUAAUGAGUGGGCAGGCAGAUUAUAUAAGUGGUUAACAAACUUAAUACAUAACACACUGUAAUUAGUAAAGGAAGACAAAUAUGCAGCAUAAUGACUGUGAAGUAACAACUCCCAUUUUAAGAAGAAUUUACAUACUGACAAAUAGGAU